Molecule: messenger RNA, 626 nt
Organism: Paramuricea clavata
Lineage: Eukaryota; Metazoa; Cnidaria; Anthozoa; Malacalcyonacea; Plexauridae
Source: the annotation of a GenBank genome assembly
ACUCUUCAGUCAACGAAAAGCCUUCUUCCAGUGUCGAUUGUGAUACAGGCCGCACAGUUAUCCCAACAUCAACAAAUGCGACAACGCCAGCAUCAACAAGUCAAUCGCGGACACCAGUGUCCUUUAACGAAUAUCGUCAGCGUAAAGAGAAAGAAAGAAGCUCGAGAUUCAAACCAAAAGCAAAGAAAGCGAAGAUAGAAAAGAAGGGAAACGAGAAAACGCCCAGUGAAGUUAAGAUAAAUAUUGCUCUAAAAAAACUUCGCGACAAUGAUUUAAAAUUCGUUAGAGGAAGUUCAUUGCCUCUUACAGUCUGCCCAACUAUUGGUUCUACGGAAUUGCUGAAUAAAGCUGCCGAGAAAAUCGUAAAAUUUAACAGCGAUUUAACGUUUGGAGCGUUUGGGUUUACUCUAUUGUACCCAGAUCGAACCAAAGUUAUUAACCUACCUGGUAGUGAGGAACCCUUUACCCUGGAAAAAUACAAGAAAGAUAUUGGAAAAGCAUACACACGUUUGACGUUCUACAUUUGCAAGACAGAAGAUUAUUUGGAAUUUCUGUACAGGCCAUCAUACUGCAGUGACAGUGACCCUGACUUUGAUAUUAUAGACAAGGUAUUAAAUAAUUUAUAA